AUGAAUUCUGACUGUUCUUCCACAGGCUGCUCUUCUGCAUCUGUUACCAGGUCUUCCGAUUCUCCAUCUGCUUCAACCUGUUCUGUGGAAAAGACUUGUCUCCCUAGUGUCUGUGCUACAUCCAGAUGCCAGACCCCCACCUUCCGAUCCAGGCCUCGUUUGUCAUCCGGUUGCCUCACACCAUGCUACUUUGCUGGGAGUUGUAAUAUUCCAUGCUUGGUGGGGAACCCUGGUUGGUGUGAGGAGGGAGCAUUCAACAGCAAUGAGAAGGAGACAAUGCAGUUCCUGAAUGACAGGCUUGCCAACUAUCUGGAGAGGGUCCGUGGCCUGGAAGAGGAGAAUGCAGAGCUGGAAUGCAGGAUCCGAGAACAAUGUGAACAGGAAAUCCCACUGGUGUGUCCUGAUUACCAAUGCUACUUCAACACCAUUGAAGAUCUCCAACAAAAGAUCCUGUGCACAAAGGCAGAGAACUCGAGACUAGCUGUACAACUUGACAACUGCAAACUGGCUACCGAUGACUUCAGGUCAAAGUACGAAAAUGAGCUGUCACUUCGCCAGCUGGUGGAGGCUGACAUCAGUGGCCUGCACAAGAUCCUGGGCGAGCUGACCCUGUGCAAAUCUGAUCUGGAGGCCCAUGUGGAAUCUCUGAAGGAAGAUCUCCUUUGCCUUCAGAAAAGCCAUGAGGAGGAGGUCAACAUACUUCGCGGACAGCUUGGUGACCAACUCAAUGUGGAGCUAGAAACUGCCCCUACAAUGGACCUCAACAGGGUCCUGGAUGAGAUGCGUUGUCAGUAUGAAACGGUUCUUGCCAACAACCGCAGAGACGUUGAAGAAUGGUUUGCCGUUCAGACGGAGGAGCUGAAUCAGCAGCAGAUGUGCAGCACGGAACAGUUGCAGGGCUGCCAGACGGAGAUCUUAGAACUGAAACGCACAGCCAACACUCUGGAGAUUGAGCUCCAAGCCCAACAAAACUUGACCGACUCUCUGGAAUGCACUGUAGCAGAGACUGAGGCCCAGUACAGCUCCCAGCUGGCCCAGAUGCAGUGCUUGAUUGAUAACGUGGAGGACCAGCUGGCCAACAUCCGCUGUGACCUAGAACGGCAGAACCAGGAGUACGAGGUGCUGCUGGACACAAAAGCCAGGCUGGAAUGUGAGAUCAACACAUACCGGGGCCUCCUCGAGAAUGAAGAUGACAGAAUGUCUCCUAACCCAGGUUCUACAACAUGUACGUCAAGUGACCCCUGUGAGUCCUGCACAGCCUAUGUGCUAUGCACAGUUGAAACCUGCUGUGCAUGA
Molecule: messenger RNA, 1296 nt
Organism: Chrysochloris asiatica (Cape golden mole)
Lineage: Eukaryota; Metazoa; Chordata; Mammalia; Afrosoricida; Chrysochloridae
Gene: KRT40
Product: keratin 40
Exons: 7
Coding region: 1-1296 (431 amino acids)
Molecular function (GO): structural molecule activity
Source: RefSeq, a predicted model, not a curated record